Oryza sativa Japonica Group (Japanese rice) is the source of this 1721-nucleotide messenger RNA. Its product is annotated as protein TIFY 6a. Lineage: Eukaryota; Viridiplantae; Streptophyta; Magnoliopsida; Poales; Poaceae. The record is from RefSeq and is a predicted model, not a curated record.
ACUCGGCACAUGGAAGACUCACUAGUCCAAGUCAUUGCUCUAACCAUAUCAGGCCGGAGUACUAACUAGUCAACAUCCUUCACAGCUGGCCAUUUAUUAUAGAGUAAUUUACACUAGCGGUCUUUAAACUUAUAACGAGGUUUCACUUAAGUUCAUAAACUUGUAAAACGUGUAUCAAGAUCCUUAAACUUGGUUUAAUGUAUCAUUCCGGUCCAAAGUCUCGUUUUACCGUGGUUUUGGCUACGUGGACGAUAAUAUAGCUAAAUUUUCUUUUUCUCUUUUUUUUUUCUCCCCAUCUUUUCUCUCCUUCCUCACCUGGCGUGGCGUCGCUCACCUUGCUCUCGCAGUCGCUCUCCCACCACUCCGCGCUGCUCCUCCUCCGCCCCCUCGCCUCCGCGCUCAUGUCCAUCGCCGGGAAUCUCCACACCGUGUCGCUGUUGUCGUCCUCGGCUGCCGAGCUGUCCUAGCUCGCCGCCGACGCGCGGCUGCUCGUAUCGCCCCGGAACGGUGGGGGUGAAGGGGUUGUGGCGGGGGCGGAUGUGCUGAUCCCGCGACUCUGCCUUGGUCGGCGGAUUCCCGCGCCACGGCGCUGGACGCGCUCGUUGACUCCGUCGGGUCGCCGCUGUCGGCGGCGGCGGUGUCCGCCGUGGCCGUGAUGCUCGACUCGGGCGAGAUCCUACCGAUUACCUCGGAGGAGGAGGAGGCCCGUCGGCAGCGAUGCAGUGGCAGUUUCCGGCGUCCAAGGUAAGCGUUCAUGUCCUUCAGGUCAUCGUCGUCGUUGGCGGCGGCGAGGGAGGAGGAUUCCAAGGAGGCGGCGGUGUUCGACCGCUUCUCCCUCUUCGGGUUCCGCCCACCGCCGCGCCUGUCUCGCCCGGUGACGCCUUCGACGGCGCCGCCGCCGCCUCCACCAUGAAGCAGCGGCAGUUUGGAUUCGACGGCCGGCAGCAGUACGCAGCCGCCGAGCAGCACGGCCACCGUGAGCAGGGCGUGGACUCCUACGGCGUCGCGGCGCCGCACCAUUUCCCAUCGCCGUCGCCGCGCCACGCCGUGCAGUUCAGCCAGGCGAACCCGAGCACCCUCCGCGGCAGCGUCGACGAGCGGUUCCCAGUGUUCGUGCUGCUCGCCGUCUCGGCGGUGCCGGAAGCAGAUGGUGGCCGUCGGCGCGUGCGGCUUCCUGCAGGGUCUCCUCGCCGUGGAGGUCGACGGCGCCAAGAAGCUCACCGAUUGCCUCGUCAGACCGGGAUGAUACGUGCCAUCAUCCAGUGCAUGCCACGUAAGCAAAACCACGGUAAAACGAGACUUUAGACCGGGAUGAUGUAUUAAACCAAGUUUAAGGAUCUCGAUGUGCGUUUUGCAAGUUCAUGGACCUAAAUGAAACCUCGUUACAAGUUUAAGGACCGCUAGUGUAAUUUACUCUUUAUUAUAUUUUUCUUACAAGGUGUAUAUAUAAAUAUUAUAAUGUGUGAAGUGAGUAUAGCUAAAUUGGUUAGGUUUCUUGUGGUGGAACCAACUCACCUGAAAUCAAGUUCUAGACUUAGCACAGUUGCUCGUAUUUACGGCUAUUUUCUUUUAGUGUAGGUAUGUGUGUAUUCAUAGGGAUGAGUGUGCGCGCGUUUGUGAACGCCCGCUUUUGUACCGUGUUUCUCGAAAAAGGAGAAACAUUAUAGUGUAAUUAUUGAAAUUUACAGCAUAAUUAUAUUAUAAGUUUAAAAAUUUAUAGA